This is a messenger RNA of Myxocyprinus asiaticus (Chinese sucker), 1822 nucleotides long. Its product is annotated as cell division cycle-associated 7-like protein. The record is from RefSeq and is a predicted model, not a curated record. Gene Ontology annotation, biological process: regulation of DNA-templated transcription. Gene Ontology annotation, cellular component: nucleus. The transcript has 11 exons. Bases 91 to 1446 code for a protein of 451 amino acids. NCBI's taxonomy places the organism in Eukaryota, Metazoa, Chordata, Actinopteri, Cypriniformes, Catostomidae.
ACACACACACACAUACACACAAACACUGAAAAAUAUUAUUUUCUUAUAAAUGAUCGAAACCCGCAAAACUUCCAUGGAGGAUUUUUCUGCAUGCUACUACAAGAGCCAUGGGCCACAAAGAGCUUACAAAGCAUCGACGGGAUCUCAUUGUUGAAAGGUAUCGCUCAGGCAAAGCAGCUGGUCAUGACAGAUCUGUUUGAGGACAGCAGAGACGGUAUCCAGCCCAAGGGAUCCUGGAAAACAGUUAGUAUCAUCCACACGGGUCUUUGCUUCAGGUCCGGAGACAUCACAGAUGAGUUGGCUCAAAUCUUUAGGGACACGGACAGUGAGGGGGAAUUUGAGGGUUUCUCCGAGGACGACUCUGAAAGGAGCAAAUCUGUGACUUCGGGGUCUGACGAAGACCGUGACGACAUCGGAUUUUAUUCCGACGGUGAGGAGCCAGCGUCAAAAAAGCAGCGCAGUUCUGGCCUGUGUGUCGCAUUAAAGUUUCCUACCAAAACAAGCCCCGCCCCUAAAUGGAAAGUGGCCAAACAAGGCAUCAAAGAGACCACGCCCACAGCCCCGCCCAUCAGCAGCAAGUCUGCAGGGAGAAACAGGAAGUGUGAGCCAGGACAAACAAAAGGGCUUGUUUUACGUGACAGUAAACGCACUAAGAGCCAGUCCAAUGAUACUAGAACCAAUGUUGAGAGUCUACUGACAGAUGAAGAAAUGCAAAUAUUGAGCAAAAGAGCCAAAAACAUUGAAGAAAAUAAAGCAAUGCUUGCAAAACUAUUUGCAGAUUUGAGUGCUUUACCUGAACUUCCUUCUAAAACAACACCUACAAAGAAAAAGAAGCCGCCCGCUCCAAAACGUCGUUUAUCGGAUGUUCAAAAUGAGAGACGGAACCCAAGCCGCAAGGCGAGACCUCCAGAACAUUUCGGGUUAGAAGUGGAGGAGAAAUCAGCCCCUCAAAAAAGAGAGAGCAACAAAAUCGACAUCCAGCGCUUGAUGGAGGUCCAGGAGGGUCUCAGAGACGUCAGACCAAUACAGAGGAAACGGCGUUCUCGUCAGUCCAUUCGUAUGCCCGAGGACAUUACUGAAGAAGAACUGGAGAACGUGGCAGAUCGUGCAAAAGAUAAAAUCCUUGAUAAAGACCAUGGCAGCACUUGUCAUCAGUGUCGUCAAAAAACCCUCGACACGAAGACUGAAUGCAGGGGCCUGUACUGCCAGGGGGUCAAAGGUCAGUUCUGCGGCCCCUGUUUGCGCAACCGCUACGGAGAAGAUGUCCGCACGGCACUUCUCGAUCCUUCGUGGGAAUGCCCCAUCUGUCGAGGCGUCUGUAACUGCAGUCUGUGCAGGAAGCGUGACGGACGCUGUGCUACGGGCGCUCUCACAAGAUUAGCCAAAUAUUACGGCCACGACAAUGUAAAGGAGUAUUUAGAGAGUCUACAGAAGAACGUUGAGUAAAAGUGGAUCGUCUGGCCUCCUUGUGAUCAGAAUUGAUACUGCACCACUUCUGAUGUUUUACUAUCGACUCUUUUAAAGUUUAGCAUGACAGCACCGACAGUUUAACAGUGUUCGGCACAGAUAUGCAAAUCAGUCGUUUUUUACACUUCUCGAUUUUAUACUGAUUUUAACUUUUUUAAAAUGAUGUUUUUUACUUAUUAAAUGAAUGAUAUCUUUUCAGAUCAUACAAAUGCCAUGAAAGCAGGUAAAAGAUGUUUGUAUUAAGAUCGCAUACUGUUCUCUCAUUUGCACCGUUUGUGUUUUUGUCUCAGUAAACUGUUGUUUUGGAAACUAGAGUUUUAAUAAAGGUCCUUUUAUUUCAGAUUUCUUUGUCAUG